This is a messenger RNA of Rotaria sp. Silwood2, 1458 nucleotides long. NCBI's taxonomy places the organism in Eukaryota, Metazoa, Rotifera, Eurotatoria, Philodinida, Philodinidae. The record is from the annotation of a GenBank genome assembly.
AUGCCAAAAUUAUCAAAACGUCGUUCUCACGCUCGUAGUAUUAAUCGUGGGAUGCUCCGUUUACUUGAUAAAGAUGUUCGGCGUGAGGUAGAAAGUUCUACGGAUUCAGAUGAAGAAGAAAUGAGAUUAAAUGAUGAUUUAACUGAUACAUCACUAAAUUUCAACGAUAAAGUAACAUUAAAUGACAUAUCCGAUAUUUUCGAAUUAUGUCAAAAUAAAUGCAAUUUAAAAUUUAUUAGUGUUUUAUUAUAUAUGACUUUAAGACAUUUUGACAUUACAUGGCGGGAUUGUGACUUAUUUUUAAAAGAAGUAAGUGCAUUAACAAGUAAAACAUGUCAUAAAUGGAUUGAGAUUUUUACAUCAGGAGAUUUUAAUCAGUUUUGUACAGAUAAUCGUGGCGGAAAGCGUGGUGAAGAAUUCUAUGAUACAUUUCCUGAAAUUGAAUUAGCAGCUAAAUCAUUUUCAAUUGAACGUUGCGCUAAUAAAUCAGCUGAUUUUACUGCAAUGGAUUUAGCUAUUUUUGUUGAUCAAAAAUAUCACGAGUUAACAAAUACAAUUAAAGAUAGCAAUUCUAACCUUAUUCGGUCUAAAAAAUCCUGUCGGUUAGAUCUUCGUCGAUGGGGUGCGUGCUUUGAGUUAAACUCAAAGAGACCAUAUUUCCAAGGUCAUGAAAGGACAGAUGUUGUUUAUGAUCGUCAAAUUUUUGUUAAAUAUUUUCUCGAUCACAAGGAUCAGUAUUACACAAUAUCCGAUGGCGAAAAUCCGUUAUGGAAAAAUCCCACUAAAAAUCCACCUUCUAUAUUAAUAUUUCAUGAUGAAAGAACCUUUCGUUCAGGAGAAGUUUCGGCGAAACGAUGGUUAUUUGCUGAUCAAGCACCAUUUUUUUCAAAAGGACGAGGAAGAUCCGUAAUGAUCAGUGAUUAUUUAGUAAUGCACCCGUCAGGUCCUUUCUUUACACUAGAUAACAGGGAAUACAAUCGAGCAUUACAGGAAUUUCCUGAAUUAGCUAAUGAUAAUGAUAUUAAUUAUAUUGAAAAGUCUGCUACAGGAUUUAUUGAUGUCGGUUAUGAUACAUAUUUUGAUAACUUUACAAUUCUUGCUCAGUUUGAACGUUUGUUUAAACUAAUACAAUUUAAAGAAUCAUUUAAAAAUCACAAAAUUGAGAUUAUUGUCGACAAUGCUAGAACGCAUACAGCAAAAGCUUAUUUCUUACUUGAUUUCGGAAAAUCCAUCGGAACGCGUUGUCCAAUUGAUAAAAUAGAAUAUUUUGAUCAACAAGGUGUAAAACGUAUUGUAGAUUGCUUUUUCAAAACAGGUCCAUACAAAGGUUUAAGUAAGGGUUUAAUCGAAAUAAGCAAAGAUCUUAAUGUUAAAUUACCACUGACUUUAAAACUUCAACAAUUAAGAAAUAUUUUAUCUCAUCAUCCAGCAUUUAAAAUUGUACGUUCAAUUGAAUAA